UAGGUGAUUUUAAAUUAUCAGUUGAUGAAGGUUCAUUUACAGAAUCGGAAAUCAUUGUUUUACUUGGAGAAAAUGGAACUGGAAAAACAACUUUAAUUCGAAUGUUAGCCGGAAACUUAGAACCUGACGAAGGAGUCGAAAUUCCUCAAUUAAAUAUAUCCUAUAAACCACAAAAGAUUAGUCCAAAAUUUACUGGUACAGUUCGUGAUUUACUCAAUUCAAAAAUUCGUGAAUCUAUUUUUCAUCCACAAUUUCAAACGGAUGUAUCUCGACCACUUCUAAUCGAUAAUAUUAUUGAUCAAGAGGUACAAAAAAUAUCCGGUGGUGAAUUGCAACGUGUUGCUCUCUGUCUCUGUUUGGGAAAACCAGCUGAUGUUUAUUUAAUUGAUGAACCAUCAGCUUAUCUAGAUUCUGAACAACGUUUACAUGCUGCACGUGUUAUUAAACGAUUUAUUCUUCAUUCUAAGAAAACAGGUUUUGUUGUUGAACAUGAUUUUAUUAUGGCGACAUAUUUGGCCGAUCGUGUUAUCGUCUUUGAUGGACAACCAUCAGUUGAUGCUCAUGCUUCCGAACCUCAAGCACUUGUAUCUGGUAUGAAUUCAUUUUUGAAACAACUUGAAAUAACAUUUCGACGAGAUCCUGAAAAUGCUCGACCACGUAUUAAUAAAAAAGAAUCUGUUAAAGUGUCGCAACAACAACGACAACAACGACAACAACGACAACAACAACAACAACAACAACAACAACAACAACAACAACAACAACGACAACAACAAC
Molecule: messenger RNA, 777 nt
Organism: Adineta steineri
Lineage: Eukaryota; Metazoa; Rotifera; Eurotatoria; Adinetida; Adinetidae
Source: the annotation of a GenBank genome assembly